AUGACGGGAAGAAGGCAUAUGUUCCAAGAUCUAGAACUUAAGCCAGGUGGCUUCUUGGGUUUCGGAGGUGAUCAGAAAGGGAAGAUCAUAGACUCUGGAACAAUUGGUAACAAUUCUCUCCCUUAUAUUACUAAUUCUUCUAAAGUUGUUAGUCGAAAUGAUGGCUCCAUUCUUUUCAAUGGCAAGAGGAUAAAUAACAUUUAUAAAAUUAGACUUUAUGAUCUUAAAAAUCAGAAUGUAAAAUUCCUCAUGCCUAUUAAUGAAGAGCAAUGGCAUUUCAGAAAGGCGAGUUUUUCAAAAACUUCUUUCAAAGAAAAUAAUAUUAUUUCUACCUCUAGGCCUUUGGAACUCUUGCACAUUGACCUUUUUUUACCAGUGAAAACUGCUUUUGUCAGUGGAAAGAAAUAUGGGGAUUUCAUUUGGAACAAUCUGACUGGCACAAUACCAAAGGAAAUCGGACACAUUACAUCGUUGAGACUCUUGCUCUUGAAUGGAAAUAAAUUAUCUGGCAGUUUACCGGAUGAGCUUGGCAACCUUACGAAUAUGAAUAGACUCCAACUAGAUGAAAACCAACUGUCAGGUUCUGUGCCAGAAUCGUUAGCGAAUAUGAUCAAUGUUAGACACCUCCACAUGAACAACAACUCGUUCACUGGUCAACUUCCAUCCAAACUUUCAAACCUUUCCAAUCUUAUGCAUUUGCUUUUGGAUAACAAUAACUUAUCGGGAUAUCUUCCACCAGAAUUCUCCAAGUUACACAGUUUGGAAACACUGCAACUUGAUAACAAUAAUUUCAGCGGGAAUGGAAUUCCUUCUACCUAUGAAAAUUUACCCAGGCUUGUAAAAUUGAGUCUGAGAAAUUGCAGCCUGCAAGGAGCUAUUCCCGAUUUAAAUUCAAUACCAAGUCUUAAAUAUUUGGAUCUUAGCUGGAAUCAGUUCACUGGGUCUAUACCGUCAAAUAAUCUUUCAACCAAUAUGACAACUGUUGAUUUGUCCCAUAACAAACUCAACGGAUCAAUUCCCCGAGGCGGAAUAUAUCCUUAUCUUCAAAGAUUAAAGAGAAAAACAGGCAUUAUUGCUGCUAUUAUAAUAGGAGCCGUUGCUACUGUUUUAGCAAUAACCGCAAUAACCAUGCUCCUAAUUUUUAGAAGAAAUUCGAAAUACAUGCACUUGAUUUCCAGGAAACGAACGUCCUCUAAUGUAUGUAUCAAAAUAGAUGGUGUGAAAGCAUUCACUUUGAAAGAGUUGACUCACGCCACUAACAAAUUUGAUAUCUCGACUAAAGUUGGGGAAGGAGGUUAUGGAAAUGUCUAUAAGGGCAUUUUAUCUGAUGAAACAUUUGUUGCCGUUAAGCGAGCAGGAGAAAAUUCAUUACAAGGACAAAAAGAGUUCUUGACUGAGAUUGAGCUUUUAUCGAGGUUACAUCAUCGAAAUCUUGUCUCUCUAUUAGGCUACUGUAGCGAAGAAGGAGAGCAGAUGCUGAUUUAUGAAUUCAUGCCCAACGGCACACUAAGGGAAUGGAUUUCUGGUAAGAAAUUGUCCCAAAUUAUAAAUCACUUUGUAAAAUGA
Messenger RNA from Lathyrus oleraceus (garden pea), 1566 nucleotides. RefSeq names its product probable LRR receptor-like serine/threonine-protein kinase At1g06840. The record is from RefSeq and is a predicted model, not a curated record. Gene Ontology annotation, molecular function: protein binding; ATP binding; protein kinase activity. NCBI's taxonomy places the organism in Eukaryota, Viridiplantae, Streptophyta, Magnoliopsida, Fabales, Fabaceae. The transcript has 14 exons. Gene Ontology annotation, biological process: protein phosphorylation. The coding region runs from base 1 to 1566 and encodes 521 amino acids.